Molecule: messenger RNA, 1467 nt
Organism: Brassica oleracea var. oleracea
Lineage: Eukaryota; Viridiplantae; Streptophyta; Magnoliopsida; Brassicales; Brassicaceae
Product: transcription factor MYB12-like
Exons: 3
Coding region: 157-1329 (390 amino acids)
Source: RefSeq, a predicted model, not a curated record
AUACCAACUCAGUCACUAUUCCUUCUAUUGUCUGUAACACAGUAACUUCUUGCUUGCAUAGACACACACUUCCUCUCUCCCAUUUGCUUGACUUUUGUGGUCAGUGAGAGAAUCAUAAAUAGUCACACAUUAUCAGGAUAACCACCGCCGGAGAAGAUGGGAAGAGCGCCGUGUUGCGAGAAGGUCGGGAUAAAGAGAGGGCGGUGGACAGCGGAGGAAGACCAGAUUCUCUCCAGCUACAUUCAAUCCAAUGGUGAAGGCUCUUGGAGAUCUCUCCCCAAAAAUGCCGGAUUAAAAAGGUGUGGAAAGAGCUGUAGAUUGAGAUGGGUAAAUUAUCUUAGAUCUGACCUCAGGCGCGGGAACAUAACUCCAGAAGAAGAAGAACUCGUUGUCAAAAUGCAUUCCACUUUGGGAAACAGGUGGUCACUGAUUGCGAGUCAUCUACCCGGGAGAACAGACAACGAAAUAAAAAAUUAUUGGAACUCUCAUCUCAGCCGUAAACUCCACUACAUCAGAAAGUCUCACAACGUCCCCGCCGUAACCAUGAACCCUCCUCCGACGUCACAGCGUCUGCCGGAGAAACGGAGGCCAGGGAGAACCAGUAGAUCGGCCAUGAAACCCAAAACUCACAAACCAAAAACGAGAAAGACUAAGAAAACGUCUGCACAGCCGGAGCCAGACGCCAACGUAGCAAUUAACGCGGUGGUGGGAGAAGAUGCAUUAAUGAUGGAGUUAAGUGGAGCCGAGGCUGACGUAGGACCACGUGAUGACUACUACUAUGGAGCGUGUCACGAAGGAGGAGAUUGGUGCUAUACUAAUAAUAAUAAUAAUAAUAAUAAUAAUAAUAAUAAUAAUAAUAAUAAUCUCUUGAGCAUUAAUGGUGACAAUGGAGUUUUGUCCUUUGAUGAACAUGACAUCAUUGAUCUUUUGUUGGACGAGUCAGAUCCAGGCAACGUGUUUACAUCGAGUGUUGGUGAUGGGGAGUUGAGUCCUUUAGGAGACUCUACGUUAGCCAGAGGGUCAUCAGAGACUUCAAACCUAGGUAACCUCGACUGUCUUCAGCCUUGUCGGUCGGUGGAGUCGUUUCUCAACUACGAGCAUCAAGUUAACGAUGCGUUGACGGAUGAGUUUAUUGAUUGGGAAUUUGUUUGGCAAGAAGGUAAUAAGAGCAAUAAAAUUUGCGAUGAGAAAGAGGCUUCUGAUCCAGUGGUGUCGUGGCUUUUGAACGGUGACGAUGAGGCCACGAUCGGGCAAAGUAACUGCGAAAAAUUUGGGGAACCGUUGGAUCAUGACGAGGAAAAUGCGUUGGUCGCUUGGCUUCUGUCUUGAAGAUGUUAAUGAUUUGUGUUAAGUUUGUAGUCUUUCGUGCAACAACAGUUUGAGUCCACUCCAUGUGGUGUCAUCUCAACUUGUGCGCGUAUGCCUUCUGGUAUGCUUAUUGCAAUAAAACCGGUUUUAAAAGAUCAA